Molecule: messenger RNA, 3326 nt
Organism: Cyprinodon variegatus (sheepshead minnow)
Lineage: Eukaryota; Metazoa; Chordata; Actinopteri; Cyprinodontiformes; Cyprinodontidae
Product: citron Rho-interacting kinase-like
Exons: 25
Biological process (GO): actomyosin structure organization; peptidyl-threonine phosphorylation
Cellular component (GO): cytoplasm; cytoskeleton
Molecular function (GO): protein serine/threonine kinase activity
Source: RefSeq, a predicted model, not a curated record
CUGCCACAGUGCAUCUCUCUCCUCUAUCAGCUUUACUUUCUCCCCAGUGAGGAUGACAUCCCCGGAUUUGAUGAACCAGCAAAGCUCUCAUUCUGGCAGGAGGCUUCCGAGGGAGACCCCACAUGAACGGGCUUAUGGGACGUGCGGGAGCUGUGCCUAAGGAGCUUCAUAGAAAACCUGUCAGCUCCAGAAGACACUGGAUCGCUGACGACAGUCAUCAACUCCCGAGUUGAAACCAGCUCUCUGGAAAACUUCUCUUACACUCAAAGCAGCUGAGAUAACCAAGCAAAUGUCACAGGUUGAACAAGAGAUCUCACUGGUCCAGAGAAAGAUGUCUGACCUGGAGUCAGUUCUCCAGCAGAAAGAUAUCGAACUGAAGGCCUCAGAGACUCAAAGGACAAUCCUGGAACAGGACUUGGCAACCUACAUCACAGAAUGCAGUAGUCUGAAGCGCAGUUUAGAACAAGCACGGAUGGAGGUGACCCAAGAAGAUGAUAAAGCCCUCCAGCUGCUCCAUGAUAUCCGAGAGCAGAGCAACAAGCUUCAGGAGAUCAAAGAGCAGGAGUACCAUGCUCAGCUAGAAGAGAUGAGAGUCUCCAUCAGGCAGCUGGAGGAGGACCUGUCUGCAGCCCGUCGCCGUAGCGACCUGUACGAAGCUGAGCUGAAGGAGUCUCGACAAGCCAACGAGGAACUGAAGAGGAAGGCUGCAGACUAUCAGCACAGGAUUCAGAAGGCCAAAGAGCAGAGCAAAGCAGAGGUAGAGGAGAUGAUCACCAAACUGGAAAAGGCCAGCGCAGAGCAGCAGCAGAGGAUCCAGGACCUGCAGGAGAAGCUCGCAAAGACGUCAAAGGCCAGCGCCGAGGCCACAGACCAUCUCCAGAGCAUGAAAAUGGCCAAAGAGCGGCUGGAGCGCGACCUGGAGAGGCUGCAGAAUAAGGAAGACUCCAGCGACAGCCUGCGCAGACGUCUGCGUGAAACAGAGGAUGGAAGGAAGACCCUGGAGAACCAAGUGAAAAGGCUGGAGAUUGUUGAGCGCCGGGAGACGAAGCUGAAAGACGAGCUUCAGAGCAAAUCGCAGCAGAUUCAGCAGAUGGCAGAAAAGAUUCUGGAGUUGGAGGAGAAUCUGCGAGAGACCCAAUCGACUGCUCAACGGCUAGAAACCCACCUGAAGCAGAAGGAAAAGCUCUACGAAGACAAAAUAAAGGUGCUGGAGGCUCAGAUGAAGGCGGACAUGGCCGAUAAGGAGAUGCUGGAGUCCAGUCAGAGCAAAUAUGAGGAGGAGGUGCGGGAGAAGUGCAGCAUCAUCAGUGAACAGAAGGCGACUAUCAAUGCAAUGGACUCAAAGAUGAACAGCCUGGAGCAGAGGAUUGCUGAGCUGUCAGAGGCCAAUAAACUAGCAGCUAACAGCAGCAUCUAUACCCAGAAAAACAUGAAAGCCCAGGAAGAGAUGAUCUCGGAGCUUCGCCAGCAGAAGUUUUACCUGGAGUCUCAGGCUGGAAAGCUGGAGGCCCAGAACGCCAAGCUGGAGGAGCAUCUCGAGAAAAUGAGUCAGCAGGAGCAGAGCAACAAGAGCCGCGUGCUGGAGCUGGAAACUCGGCUCCGCGAGAUCGGACUGGAGAAUGAGGAGCAGAAACUGGAAAUAAAGCGUCAGGUGACAGAGUUGACCCUCUCCCUGCAAGAGCGUGAAUCUCAGAUCAGCAGCCUUCAGACGGCUCGCCACGCGCUGGAGAGCCAACUCCAACAGGCCAAGACUGAGCUGGAGGAGACCACAGCCGAGGCCGAGGAGGAGAUCACUGUUCUCAGAGCGCACAGGGAUGAGAUACAACGCAAGUAUGAUGCAUUGAGGGACAGCUGUGCAGUGAUCACUGACCUGGAGGAGCAGCUGACCACUCUCACUCAGGAGAACGCCGAGCUGAACCGGCAGAACUUCUACCUGUCCAAGCAGCUGGACGAAGCCUCCGAUGAGCGGGAGGAUCGGCUGCAGCUCAGCCAGGACGUGGACAGGCUGCGCCAUGAGGUGGCCGACCGGGAAAUGCACCUCAACAACCAGAAACAGAACCUUGAGACUCUGAAGACCACGUGCACCAUGCUGGAGGAACAGGUGGUGGAGCUGGAGAGCCUGAACGAUGAGCUGCUGGAGAAGGAGAGACAAUGGGAGGCCUGGAGGUCCACGCUGGAGGACGAGAAGAACCAGGCUGAGAGGAGGACCAGGGAGGUCCAGAGGCUGCUGGACACUGAGAAACAGAACAGGCUCCGUACCGAGCAGCGUUGCUCUGAGUCCCGUCAGGCUGUGGAGCAAGCCGUCAAAGAGCACAAAGCUGAGAUCCUGGCCCUGCAGCAGGCCCUCAAGGACCAGAAACUCAAAGCCGAGAGCCUGGCAGACACUCUGAACGAUUUGGAGAAGAAGCACUCCAUGCUGGAGAUGAAUGCCCGCAGUCUGCAGCAGAAGCUGGAGAGCGAGCGGGACGUGAAGCAGAGGCUGCUGGAAGAACAAGAGAAGCUGCAGCAGCAGCUGGACGCCCAGAAGACUCAUAUAUUCCGGCUGACGCAGGGGCUGCAGGACGCUUUGGAUCAGACCGACUUACUGAAAACCGAGCGGACGGACCUGGAGUACCAGCUGGAGAACAUCCAGGCGGUAUACUCUCAUGAGAAGGUGAAAAUGGAGGGAACCAUCACCCAGCAGACCAAGCUCAUAGACUUCCUCCAGUCCCAGGCCCAUGGAGGCUCCAAGAAGAAAAAAGGCCUGUUUGGGCGACGGCGAGAGGACCUGAUAGCAGCCAUGGCAGCUCAGGCUCAGGCGCAGGGUCAGAGUCAGGGCCAAGGCCAGGUGUCCCCUGUGCCCCCCAUCCAGCCCGUACCUCUGCAGUACAGCGACAUGAAGGCGGCUCUGGAUAAAGAGCGCACUCGAUGCUCUGAGCUGGAAGAUGCUCUGCAGAAAAUGAGAGCGGAGCUGCGAUCUCUGAGGGAAGAAGCUCUCCAGUGCAAGGAUCAUUGCAGCGCUGCAAACCCAGCCUCAGCAAGGCAGCAGAUCAUCAUGUCUGCCAUGGUGAAGUCUCCAGACCACCAGCAGGGCCCCACCAGCCUGGCCCCCUCCAGCUCCGGACGCAGGAAGGACACUCCAACACCAGAGGAAGGAAGGAGGGUCACAUUUGAAAAGUACAGCCGCCGUUUGAAGGACAGCCAGAGAGACCGAGAGCGGGAGAGAGAGAGGUCGCUCCACCACAACACCCCUCACCGAUUCACAGUGGGACUAAACAUGAGGGCCGCCAAGUGUACCGUAUGCCUGGAUACCGUCCACUUCGGUCGCCAAGCAGCGACCUGUCUUG